Cyclocybe aegerita is the source of this 1086-nucleotide messenger RNA. The record is from the annotation of a GenBank genome assembly. NCBI's taxonomy places the organism in Eukaryota, Fungi, Basidiomycota, Agaricomycetes, Agaricales, Hemipholiotaceae.
AUGAACCACGUCCUACUUACCCUUGUAUUCUUUCUUGGCCGCCUCGGUUCUGAUAUGGCUCGAAUACGUGAAGUAUGGGCCACGAAUCUAGACGCGGAGAUGCGGGCAAUACGCGAACUCAUCGACGAGUAUCCUUACAUCGCAAUGGACACAGAAUUUCCAGGGGUCGUCGCUCGGCCCAUAGGGGCGUUCAAGACGUCGUCGGAUUACCACUACCAGACAAUGCGGUGUAACGUCGACCUGCUGAAGAUCAUCCAGGUCGGGAUCACCCUCGCGAACGAGGAGGGCGACUUCCCUCAGGACUACUGCACCUGGCAGUUUAACUUCAAGUUCAGCUUGGUGGAGGACAUGUUUACACCAGACUCGGUUGAACAACUGCAGAAGGCCGGCAUCGACUUCCAACGCCACGAAGAGUAUGGCAUUCUGCCGAACGACUUUGCGGAGCUUAUGAUCACGUCUGGAUUGGUGCUGUCUAGCGACACGAAAUGGAUAUCCUUCCAUAGCGGCUAUGACUUUGGAUACUUCGUGAAACUGCUCACCGCGGAAUCACUACCGACAACAGAAGAUGCCUUCUUCGAGCUUCUCAAAAUAUGGUUCCCGACCGUCUAUGACAUCAAAUAUCUAACAAAAGCCUCAAAACUGCUGAAAGGAGGACUACAAGACGUUGCAGAUGAUCUAGGAGUCAUGCGGAUAUCGACAAGUCAACAAGCAGGAUCGGACUCUCUCCUCACAGCAUCGACGUUCUUCAAGAUGCGAGAGUUGUACUUCGACGACCACAUCGAUGACGCGGAAUAUUCGGGGAAGCUAUACGGCCUAGGACAGACAUUCUCCAUGUCGAACGGCUUGACGGAUCCAGCACGUGGUGGGGCGACAAUUGCAGAAAGAGAAGACAGGAGUUCAGCAAGAGACGCGCACAACCAGACACCAGGACCCAAUGGUGGCACUAACCAACAAACGCCAAACGUGACGAUGGCUUUGAACCCGAUGCAAGCCGGGAUGCCUGGCGGCAUGACGCCAGGAGCGUAUGGCCCGAUGACAAACGGCCCUCCGGCAUAUUUGCGAACGAUGGUGGGAGGUGGGCGAUAA